CCACAACCUUCUUAACGAAUCUGUGGAUCUCUCGAUUCUAUUACCUGGUGAUUUCCCCUAAUCCCAUCACUUUUUUUCAUUAAUCGAUUCAUUUUAGAACUCAAAAGUCUCCACCUUUCUUCUCUUUUUCGAAGUUCCCAUGGCUUCUGAAACUGAAGCUCCUCCGGUUUCUUCUUUGUUUGAAAGAGUGUUAAGGCACAGAGAGCUCUAUUUGUUUCUACCCUUCGUCUUGAGAUCCUCCGACAACGACAACGACGACGUUUCAAGACAAAGCACCGAAAACCCAGAUCAAGAAACAGCGCCACAACGUGAAAGAACAAUCCUUGUCAACCCGUUUACUCAGGGCAUGGUGGUGAUCGAGGGAGCUUCAAAUUUGGAAGCUUUGGUACGCGGGUGGGCUAACAAAGACGGUCACCCGCCUGCUUCCAAGGCAUCGAUAGAAGCCAUGCCGAGCGUUGACAUCGGUGAAGAUGAAGAUGGAGAGUGCGUGGUUUGCUUGGAGCAGUGGAAGUCAAAGGAGGUUGCAAAGGGGAUGCCUUGCAAGCACAAGUUUCACGGUGAGUGUAUAGAGAAAUGGCUUGAAAUUCAUGGCUCUUGCCCUGUUUGCCGGUACAAGAUGCCUGUCCAUGAUGAAGAGAAUGGCAAGAAGAGAGGCGAGGAGAGGGAGAUUUGGGUUAGAUUUUCUUUCAAUAACGGUCCUUCAACUGGUUUUGGCAAUGAAAAUGAAACCCAGAAUUAGAAGAAUCGCGAAAGAAUUUGUUUGUUCUUAUUUGAAAACCAUGUACAUAUUGAUGAUUAUAAAUAAAUUUCGAACUUUUGAGGCUA
Molecule: messenger RNA, 825 nt
Organism: Hibiscus syriacus
Lineage: Eukaryota; Viridiplantae; Streptophyta; Magnoliopsida; Malvales; Malvaceae
Product: E3 ubiquitin-protein ligase MPSR1-like
Exons: 1
Coding region: 140-739 (199 amino acids)
Biological process (GO): protein ubiquitination
Cellular component (GO): cytoplasm
Molecular function (GO): ubiquitin protein ligase activity
Source: RefSeq, a predicted model, not a curated record